AUGGCACAUUGUAAUCGUAGAAUUUUGGAUGUGUUUCAGGCCCGUGCAUUGUAUGACUUUGAUGGAGACCCAGAUAAUGGAGAGCUGAGUUUCAGAGGAGGUGAUGUUCUGGCAAUUAUUGCACAGGAUAUUGGAGAUGGAUGGUGGGAGGCUAAAAAUGACUUGGGACACCAGGGUUUGGUGCCUGAAGCUUAUCUACAGAUAUCAGAGGAACCUCCUGAACCCUCCUUUCCUCCUCCCCCUCCCCCGAUGCCUACUCCCCCUAGUACGGUGGACUACCCAGAUGACCCAAGGGCAAGUCAUUACUCCACAGGCACAACAUCUACUACAAACGGGUACAACUACCAUUACCAGAAUACGCCUGCUGACACCGGGGGUGGGGACUAUAAUGUAGGAGGGGGCUUCACAACACAGCAGAGCACAGAAGAGUGGGAUGAGGAGGAAUGGGAAGAGGAGGAUGAUGAUCACUCCUCUACAAGUACAGAUCGUGGGACAUCUCAGGAUUUACAAGGACAGGGAAACUUUGGUCUUUCUCAGCCAAGAAGAGAGCCUAAACAGUUAUCACCCUCAGGUGACAUGUCAAAGUAUGGUACAGUGAAGAAAAGCUUUAACAGAUUUUCACAUUUUGCUAAAGCUGGAGGCGAGGCCUUUAUGAUGGGACAAGUACAGAAUGAAAAUGUGUCCGAAAAUGAUGUCAUUACCAUCACUGAUACCGGAGAUGGUCCUGUCUGGCCACUACCAACUGAUACCUUCACCUGUGAGGUCACAUCUCCUAAGAAGGAGAGUAAAUUAAAAGGCCUAAAAAGUUAUAUAGCGUACCAGAUCACACCAUCAUUCAGUAACAUCCAGGUGAGUCGGAGGUAUAAACACUUUGAUUGGCUACAUGAGCGACUUGAGGAGAAGUUUGCCUGUGUUCCUAUCCCACCACUGCCAGACAAGGCCAUAUCAGUUGGCAUUGGGUCGCUUUCUAACUCAGGAAUAAAGAAAGGAAGAUAUGAAGAUGACUUUAUAACAGAAAGAAUGCACCAACUCCAGCUUUGGAUUAACAGAAUGGUACGCCAUCCAUUGAUAUCCCGUUCUGAAGUCUUCCAUCAUUUCCUCACCUGUACAAACGACAAGAAGUGGAAAGAGGGCAAGAGGAAGGCAGAAAAGGAUGAAUACACAGCUGGAAAGUUUUUCUUCCUCCUGAGAACGCCUGUCGCUCAACUGGAAAUGAGAGAUGUGGACAAGAAGAUGGAGACAUUUUGUAAAUUUGUAAAAGGAAUGGAUGACAAUGUAAAGGGUCUGAUAAAUGUGAUGAGUGAUAACAGAAAAAAACAUCUAGGCCCUUACAAACGGGAGUACCAGAAAAUUGGUUAUUCAUUUAAAAAUUUAGCUGUAACCUUUAAUCUAGACAGCUCCAGUUUUUCGGGUGGAUUGACAGCAGCAAUAGACUACACGGGUGACACAUACAACCAGAUAGGGGAGAUGUUUGAAAAACAGCCUAAGGUAGACCUCGAUCCUAUGUUAGACGUUCUGUACGAAUACAAGGGGAUACUCAGCACCUACCCUGACAACCUAAAGAUACACGAGGGUGCUGUGGGACGAGCAAAGGAAUGUAUGAAUGAACAGAAGGAAGGUAAAAUGUCAGAAAGUGAUGUACAAAAAGUGGUGAACAAGGCUGAUAUCAUCACCUACGGUACAAUGGCCCAGAUGUCACAUUUCCAAAAGGAGCGGGUACAAGACUUCAAAGUCAUGAUGAAAAAAUACCUGAUGGAACAAAUAACUUUUUAUAAAAAAAUAACACAGCAACUGGAAGAGACACUUGUGAAAUUUGAUAGCGCGUAGUAGUGUGAUGUGGAUUAGAAAUUAUGUGUCACAUGUGCUUGUUAAAAAUUGCUGGUAGUCCGCAAUCAAGUAUUGAAUGCACGAAUCUCCAGUUCUCUAUGACUUCAGGAAAGUGCUACUUCUGAUGAAAUUAGGUUUUAUUUAUAUAUCUGUUUAGAUAUCUAGUGACCAGAUCCUGGAGAUUGAAUUUGCAUGGCCUUCAAUUCAGAAUUAUCAGCAAGUACAUGGUAGCCUCUUUGAAGCCUUUCAAAAAGUUUGAGAAGGAACACAGAUCAGCACUGCAGAUAUUGUUUGUUCUCAAAUUCUGAGAUUUACAGCCCUGGAAGCUGUUUUUUGAAUAUUCAGACCAUUUAUCCUCACUAAGAUAAAUUUUAUCACAUCAUAGCUGACUUCCAACAGGACAUAGAGCAUGUAUACCAUUUAUUUAUUGAAAUCAUCUGUACUAAGAAUGAUUACAAAGAUACAGAUGUAUAUUUUGUAAAAGCCAUUAAUCUAUUUGGUUAGGUAGGAUAGGACAGGGUACAGUAAAAGGCAAAAUCUGUUAAUGUGGGUUAGAUGUGUAAAGCUUACAGUACAGGGAUCUUUUUAGUUACUUUCAUCUACAAAGUCAUAUAGUUAUAGUGUGCUACAUGCCUUAAUGUCACAAUUAUUUAUAUUAAUUCAGUUGUACAUUGUUCUGAACAUGUAAAUCUUAUUUCGAGAUAUUCCUGUAAUGAUUUUCUAAAAUUUUGGUGAUUGUCAUCUUAUUUAGGGAUAGUCCAAGCAAUUAUGGACUAAACAUUAUUGUCCUCAUUUUAGAAUCUGUAAAAUGUCGUUUUAUUGUGACUUUUACUUUGUAAAAACUAUGACACAAAAAGAAUUAUGAGUGACAAAAUGUCUUCAUGACUAUACUCUUUCAUGUUUUCUCUACAUACCUUACCUUUUGCCAUGGAAGGAAGCAUUUUAUCUGAAAGUUAUCUUAAUUGGUUGUAACAGGAAAUUUCUCACAACAGAAAUUAGAGAAAUGAGGCUUUAUAGAAGUUAAAUUUAUAUUAAAUUGUGUCUUGGAUGAGAAUUAAUGGUUUGUAUUUUCUUCGUUGGCCUUAAUGAUUUAAAUUAUUAGAUCAUUUUUCUCUUAAGUUGAGUUAUUUUUUAUUUGUUAAGUUGCAGCAGAGUGAAGAAUUUGAAACAAUUUUUCAUGUAAAGAUAGGUUCUUGCAAAUUGUUUUAAAUAUUUGUUGUCUGUGAUACUAGAUACAAGCAAAGCUGGAAAAAAAUUAACUGAAAAAUUUUCAAACAUGGCUGAAAAUCACCUGGAACCUUCAUGAAAUGGAAUGUUAUUAUACAUAGGAAUUGUUUUAGAUUCUAACAAAUUUUAUUUUCUCUUUGAAGGCAUUAAAUUCCUAGGCAAUAUGAGGUAAUUCAACAUCCUGAUUAUGGUUUGGUUAGUUUUAAGACUACAUCAAUGCAUAAGACAUUGUUGUUGAAUUACCAGUUAUACUUUCUGUUUUGUCGGAAUCAUUUCAUUUAUAGUUCAAAUCGGUGAAAAGACAUCAGAUUCCAUGGCACAUAAAAUAUGUAAGGUUUACGAACAGAUUGUUGUUUAUUUAAUUGUUGUGUUUUUGAUAUCUGUAUAUUGAUUAUUUUUCAAUAAAUAGUAAUGAAAUCUUUUUCUCAAAAUGACUGUAUACCACCUUUUGUUUAGUGAGAUUUUCAUAUAAUAGAACAAAGUGUUUGUUCAUUGUCAAAAAAUACCGUGUUCAUUGACUCAAACUUAAUAGGAAGUGAAUUUAUUAUGCUUGGCAUUGAAAUAAUAGAAAAAAUAAUAUUCAUUAUAUCAGUUUGUCUGCAGAGUGAUUUAUCUUAUGCAGUAUUUGAUGUUUUCUUUUGAAUCGGCGCUUCUAGGUUCUUGGACUCCUUGAAGUCUGGUAGAUUUCGUAACCUUACAAUUGUCAGUAAAUUACUG
Molecule: messenger RNA, 3771 nt
Organism: Ylistrum balloti
Lineage: Eukaryota; Metazoa; Mollusca; Bivalvia; Pectinida; Pectinidae
Product: sorting nexin lst-4-like
Exons: 16
Coding region: 1-1827 (608 amino acids)
Biological process (GO): endosomal transport; endocytosis; plasma membrane tubulation
Cellular component (GO): cytoplasmic vesicle; plasma membrane
Molecular function (GO): phosphatidylinositol binding; protein binding
Source: RefSeq, a predicted model, not a curated record